AUGACGCGCGCACAGCAAACCAUCUCUAUCGGUCUCCUCGUUACCUCCCUUUACCUCGCCUUGUACUUACAACUCGUUCCCCUCCCCGAGCUUGUACAGACCGAGAUCGUUCCUGUUCUUCCCUUCUGGGCCCUCGUUUCCUUCGGCGCUUACCUCCUCUUCCGUCUUGGCUGGAAUGUCAUGACCUUCCACGAUGUACCCGAGGCUCAUAAGGAGCUCACGGCCGAGAUUGAGUUGGCCAAAACCGAUCUCCGACGCUUGGGUGUUGAUGUGGACUGA
This is a messenger RNA of Hypoxylon trugodes, 279 nucleotides long. RefSeq names its product dolichol-phosphate mannosyltransferase subunit 3. Gene Ontology annotation, biological process: GPI anchor biosynthetic process. Gene Ontology annotation, cellular component: dolichol-phosphate-mannose synthase complex; endoplasmic reticulum membrane. Bases 1 to 279 code for a protein of 92 amino acids. The transcript has 3 exons. The record is from RefSeq and is a predicted model, not a curated record. Lineage: Eukaryota; Fungi; Ascomycota; Sordariomycetes; Xylariales; Hypoxylaceae.